UUCAUCUCUUCAUUUUAUUUGCCAAGGUUUCUGUAUUUUCGGUUUUGUUGUCUAUAACAACUGCGAACUGUGUGAAGUGUGAAUAAGAAACAUGGAGAAAGAUAUUUCAUCAAAUUCUGUUGUUACUAAAGCAUCUGACCUUCUUUUUUCUACCGCCUUCACUGGACCGGGAAACGAAGAUGGUUUCUUCAACCUCAACCUCUCAGGGGCGGCGGAUUUCCAUUUCUCCGCUUCAUCUGGCAUAAAUCAAGGAAUUACUCCAUUUGAUAUCGGAAUUCCGCUAAUUUCGACGUCAGAUCCUGUGGCUUUCAACUUCUACGGUGACUCUCUUACGCCUCCUCGAAACAAAAAUAUGAUUGAUUGCGAUGCAGACGGAGAUCAACCACCGAAAUGCUCUAUCAGCUUCAUCAACUCCCAGAAGAUAAUACUCCCCAAACCCGAGCCAUUCGAUGAGCAACUGAUGAUGGACAAUCCCAUCGAAAUGUGCAGCUUCAGAUCAGGAAGCCUCGAUCAGACUCUGCCUCUUUGCGACUGGAGAUUUCGUCAGUUACCGGAGCUUCGUUCUAUCGAACAAGCUUCUAAUGAUCUCGGAAUUUCGAUUAGUUCUCAUAUGCAGCAAAACGAGCUCGCCAUCGUCGAAUCUUCUUCUCAGGUAAAUCUCCAGUCGUCGUCAUCAACCGACUCUUAUACACUGGAAGCUAUAGUGAGAAACUUCGCGUUACCGAACCCUAGUUCCGUCGCUUGGCUACAGGCGCCAAAGCGAAGCCCUCCGUCAUCGGCUGCAGUGCACAUGAGCACAUUGGCUAGGCAGCGACGGAAGAAGAUUGGCGACAGGACGAGGUGCCUGCAGAAGCUGAUGCCAUGGGACAAGAAGAUGAGCAUGGCGACGUUGCUGGAAGAGGCGUACAAGUACAUAGAAUUCCUGAAGGCGCAGCUUAGAGCACUGCAGACCAUGCCAUGUCAGUCGAGCAUCGAGUGGGAGGUGCUACCAGGAAAUGUCGGUUUGGAGCUAGGCGGGUUGGAGAAACUGAACCGACAACAACUGCUGCAGGUGCUGGUGAAUUCUCCCGUGGCACAGACCAUGCUGUACUCCAAAAGACAAUGUGUUUUUUCAUGGGAGCAGCUGCUUUUGCUGAAUAAAAUCACUGAGAACAAACAGCAGACGUUAUUGUUAGGUUCUUCUUCCUCUUCUCGAGAUCCUUGAAGCGGCAGUGUUUCCAAACCGAUAUGCUCUCUCUCUCUUACCUAUGUAGGAAUAGUACAAUAUGACCCAUUUGCAUCCGAGUGUGCAAUUAUGACUUCGUAGGAGCUUAUUAGUGUAACCAUAAUGGACUGCAACAGUUCAUUGGAAGUUGUAAGAAUUUGAUCUCUUUCUUCCU
Nelumbo nucifera (sacred lotus) is the source of this 1379-nucleotide messenger RNA. Its product is annotated as basic helix-loop-helix (bHLH) DNA-binding superfamily protein. The record is from RefSeq and is a predicted model, not a curated record. Gene Ontology annotation, biological process: regulation of DNA-templated transcription. Gene Ontology annotation, molecular function: protein dimerization activity; DNA-binding transcription factor activity. NCBI's taxonomy places the organism in Eukaryota, Viridiplantae, Streptophyta, Magnoliopsida, Proteales, Nelumbonaceae.